Molecule: messenger RNA, 5498 nt
Organism: Aspergillus glaucus CBS 516.65
Lineage: Eukaryota; Fungi; Ascomycota; Eurotiomycetes; Eurotiales; Aspergillaceae
Exons: 4
Coding region: 42-5498 (1818 amino acids)
Biological process (GO): regulatory ncRNA-mediated heterochromatin formation
Cellular component (GO): nucleus; nuclear RNA-directed RNA polymerase complex
Molecular function (GO): zinc ion binding; helicase activity
Source: RefSeq, a predicted model, not a curated record
GCAAGCUCUCAACCACAGGCUUGCCCUGGAGAGUUAACAGUAUGGCCAAGUCUAAGAUAUGUUGGGGCUUCGCCCAACGCGGAAGAUGCAAGUUUUCAAACUGCAGAUUUUCGCACGACGUCAACAGAGCAGAACCAACCGAGCGCAAAAAGCCCGAACUCACCAGUAGUGAGCGAGACUUUCGUGCCUGGAGGAACGACAUACCGUUGAAUAUACCCUAUGCUCGUCCGCUGGAAAGUCGCCUUGGAUCAUUUUUUGAUGAAGCUAGGAGGCUUAUCGAUGAAGGGGAUGGUGUCCUGCAAGAUGUUGUUCGAGCUUUUUCUACCGAGGGAGGUCUCAGACGUAUUCAAGAGCUUGUUGAAUACGACUACAAUCGCAUACCGGCUGCCGCCAGACCCAGUGUUUUCAGGGCUCAGAUGUUGCCAUUUCUGGAGAUUAUUACAAACCCGAAUGUCUUUGAAUCACUGGUCUUGGAGCAAGCAGUUGGAACGAUUUACAAUGUUCUCUACGGUAACUCUGGAAGACGAGGCGUUGUCCUUCUUGGGUUCCUCGCGGAUGUGUUUUCAGUCUCCAAGGGAGAGAAUCCGACAACUGAAACUCUCAAUCACUUCGAGUUGUCACUCCUCGUCUUCUGGCAGAUUAUCAGACUGAACUCUCUUGCCUUUGUCCACGAGCCUUUCAAACCUGUGGCAAUGAAGUUUGAAGAGAUUUUCAAGGAGUUUCAUUCGGAAGACACCGUCAACUUUCUCCAGACUUCCAGGGCCCAUCUGGAGCGUAUUUUGCGCCAUCUCGACAUUGGAAGCUCUCUACCGACAGUUGAUGGGAUGCAGCAACUCGUCAAGAAAAACCACCAACCCGAAGUCUCAUUCGUGACCACUUACGACCCACCGGGCGGACGUCACGAUAAUGACACUGCGGACAUUUGCAGGGUUCAGAUAAUGCCUACGAUUGAGGAGAUCCUGUCAUCACGGAAAAAUCGCGAGGAGUGGUGGCAGAGGUCCAAGCGGCUGCAGUCAGGUGCUUUGGUGUGUCUUUGCUUCGGGGCUAAGAAUACCGUCUUUUGUACCGUCGCUGGACACCCAAGGCCGCGGCGAAACAAGGACGGAGAGAUGGUUCCCCCGAAGAAAAUGUCCUCCCUUUGGGAAGAGAAAGAGACGGCGACCGUGCUGCUGGAGCUGGCGCAGCUGUCGGACGACAAAGUGAAAUGUAUCCUCAGUCAGUACAAAUCGCGGAUGGCUGUUGCGCUGUCGCUCGUCGAGUUUCCCGGGAUACUCCUAGCAGCAUUCGAGCCGACACUCCGUGCUCUUCAGCAAAUGAAGAGAAGUGACGACCUGCCAUUUCCUCAGUUGCUUAGUCCGUUAGACCCUAAAGGCCAGUCCGGGACGAUAACGCCGCCGCCGCCAGCAUAUGCCCUCAGGAACGGAUUCACAUUUGACUUGAGCUGCUUGUUAAAGGAUCCCACAGUCCCUUUCACAAUGCGGCCCGGUGAGCCGGUCGACAUUGCAAGGCUGAAAGAGUAUUCAACAUUGGACAACGCUCAAGCAGUUGCGGUAGUCAACAGUCUCCAGCGCUGUAUCGGGCUCAUCCAGGGACCACCCGGAACGGGAAAGAGUUAUACGGGAGUUGCUCUGACCAAAGUUCUCAUCCAGGCUCUCCUUGCAGGCAAGAGAGGUCCCACGAACAGAAGAAGAGCUGGAGAGGAUCUUGGUCCGAUUAUCUGUUUGCUUGAGGAUCUGCUGGAGAAGAGAAUCACCACUCAAAUCGUCCGCAUUGGUUCCCGGUCGAAAUCCGAGAAGCUCGAACAGUUUAACUUGCGGAAUAUGUCUGGACAGAAAAACAAAACCAAGGCGGAGAAGAGGGACGAGUGGGAGCUUCAUAAGGAUCUUGAUGACAUUGGAAAAGAGUUCGGUGGCUUGUCGCUGGAAUCAACGAAUUCAGAGGGCAGGUUGGAAUCCUUUCUUGAGCGUCGCUAUCCCAAGCACUACCGCCAAUUGUACGGAAAGGACGAGCAAGGCUAUGAACGAGCACGGGCCUCUAGAAAAGGUCCUGUCUUCAAGGGAUGGCUCAACCACGGCGGAGUCAAAACUACAAGCGAGCCACGUUCUCUGGCGGCACUGCAAGAUGCUCACGUCGAUUCCAUGUCACAGCAGGAGAGGCAGAGACUUCACGAACAUUGGAUCGCAGAGAUCCGACGCGAUGCUCACGAUACAGCAAGUAAUCUCCUCGAACGCCAACGACGUACCAAAGUUCAGUUCGACAAUAUCCGCGACGAGCUCAAUAUGCGUUGUCUCCGCGAUGCACAUAUCAUCGGAGUGACAACCACGGGUCUCGCCCGCAAUCUGAACAUGCUGCGUCGACUGAGACCCAAAAUCGUCCUGUGUGAAGAAGCCGGUGAAGUGCUGGAGUCCCACCUGUUGACGGCUUUGCUGCCAUCGGUCGAGCAUCUUAUUUUGAUCGGUGACCACAUGCAGCUUCGGCCGCAGGUGCAGAAUUACGACCUUUCGCGGGAGAAUCGCAAUGGUGGCGAGCAGUACUCACUGGACGUGUCGCUUUUUGAGCGUCUGGUGAAUCCAGAUGAAGGGACUGGCGUUCGCGUGCCGUACAGUACCCUCGAGACACAGCGGAGAAUGCACCCGUCGAUUGCUCAACUCGUUCGCGAGACACUCUACCCACGUCUGGAAGAUGCUUCAUCCGUGUCACAGUAUCCCGAGGUUAGUGGGAUGCGCAAACGACUGUUUUGGUUAGAUCACCGUCACCAGGAAGGGAACAGUUCCAAGAACGAUGCUUUGGGGACGUCCCACAGGAACAGUCACGAAGUUGAAAUGACAAUCGCCCUAGUCAACCACUUGGUCCGUCAGGGUACAUACAAGAGUGGCGAUAUCGCUGUCUUGACACCCUAUCUAGGUCAGCUGCAUCUCCUCCGGAACGGACUUCGGGAGUUGUUUGCCAUUGAGCUUGGGGAGAGAGAUGAAGUAGACCUGGAUAAUGCAGGGCUCAAUGACGAAGUCCCAGAGAUUCAGCAACGGGUAGUCAAGACCAAUCUCUUGCAGACGCUUCGGGUCGCCACGGUCGACAACUUCCAGGGUGAAGAGGCAAAGGUCAUCGUGAUAUCCUUGGUCAGAAGCAACGAUCAGAACCAAUGUGGUUUCCUUCGAACUUCGAACCGGAUCAACGUGCUCCUCUCUCGGGCAAAACAUGGAAUGUAUAUUGUCGGCAAUUCUGCGACGUCAAUUCACAUUCCGAUGUGGGCACAGGUUAUCGACAUCUUACGGCGGAAUGGUAACUUCGGCACCAGUCUGGAGCUCCAGUGUCCGCGUCAUCCAGAUCAUCCGAUUGCCGUCUCUGAGCCGGACCACUUUCUGCAGUACUCGCCUGAAGGAGGCUGCAAUGAGCGCUGUGUGAACCGACUGAAGUGCGGGCAUGCUUGCAAGCGAAAGUGCCAUUCUGCUAUUCUCCAUGACGCGUUACCUUGUCAAGAACCGUGUCCGAAGGUGGUGAAGGGAUGUGAUCACUCAUGUCCUAAGCUAUGCGGCGAUCCGUGCCCGAUCAAAUGCAUUGUCAGUGUCCACCAGGCUGGUCGGAGAUUGCUUUGUGGUCAUAUCGCGGAGGAUUUGCCCUGCUGGCAGGCCCAAAACGUGUCUCUCGUUAGGUGCACGAAACCAGUUGAAAAGCAAGCCCCUGGAUGCGGUCACAAGGUAAUUGUUCAAUGCUAUGUGGACGUUGCGAGAUCCGGAUACCGGUGCGAUGCGCUUUGCAAAGCGAGUCUGGCCUGCGGCCAUACCUGCAAGCGACUGUGCUGGAAUUGUACGGUGCAUACUCCUGAAGGAGUCAUUGUGGACCACGGCAAGUGUCUCCAAGUAUGUGGCCGGGGUCAAUCGACCUGUGUCCAUGCGUGCAAUCAAACCUGCCACGGGUCGGAGCCAUGUCCUCCAUGCAGCAUGCCCUGCGAGAUCCAGUGUGCUCAUUCGAAGUGCCCGAGACUCUGCGCAGAGCCCUGUACUCCGUGCGCCGAAUCGACAUGUCUCUCAGCGUGUCCACACAGCCAGUGUUCCAUGCCCUGUGCCGCUCCAUGUGACCAUAUACCUUGCACCCUUCGCUGCGAGAAACGCCUUUCUUGCGGUCAUCAGUGCCCGUCAGUUUGUGGAGAGAUUUGUCCUCCAAGCGAGUUCUGUCAAAAGUGCGCCAGCCCUGAGCUCAAGAGGGGCGUGGUCGACUUCAUUCUGGCUGAGACAUAUGCCGAAAUCAACCUCAACGAAAAUCCGUGUAUCUUUCCUCGCUGCGGCCAUUUUCUGACGAUCGAGAGUAUGGACGGCCAAAUGGAUAUGAAGAAGUACUACGCGAUGGAAGGUGACAAACCCGUGGCUAUCCGCUCGUCAUCGGAGCCGUUCUCCGUAGACGAUAUCAAACGAUGCGCUAGAUGCCGUGGCUCAUUGAGAAAUUUGUCAAGAUAUGGCCGUUUAGUUCGCCGCGCUAUUCUCGACGAGUCGACCAAGAGGUUCCUUUUGUAUCUCAAUCGGGAAUAUGUGCCUCUUGCGCAGGAGCUGCCGUUACAAUUGGCAGCGGUUCUCGAGAACAAGAGCGAGCUUUCACCAUUACUGGCUAGCGAACAGAUUACCAUUAACAUCGGCGGUUCUCGUGACAAACAGUUCCGACAGAUGGCUGAGAUCAUCCAGAAAUACGGUGGAAAUCGAUGGAGACAAGUCACCAAAUUGCGAAGCCGCAUCGUUCAGUACUACAAAACCGUCGAGGAGGAAGAACAGCCCUUCUCUCGUGUCCAAGCUCUUGUCGAAAGCGCCCGCAGACGCAAAGGGGCCAGCGGAAGUUUCGAAUUCGAUGGCAGUGUCGUGCAGACGAAGGGGGUGUUCCUCGCGACUACCCUCCUCAUGCGCCUGGACAUUAGCUUACUCGGCGAUUUUCUAUCACUUUUUCAGAUCAGCCGCACGGGGGUGAAGGGAUGCAAGCUGCAGAUUAAUCUACAAGCGACCCGAGAGGAAUGCAGAAGUUUGAUCAAACGAGCCGGAAAUGCCAUGCGAGUCGCGCACGAGGUCGAGGGAUACAUUUUCCUGGCCCAACUGCAUGCACUGGAACGAUCGCAGACUGAAGCUCCGACUGAGAGAGAGAAACACGCCCAGCAAGCGCGCGAGGCGAUCGCACCGGCCAGGAAACUAUGCCAUCGAUACCCCGGGCAGACCAAUGGACUGGGAAGCGAAAUCGACGAUGCGGAAGAGAUGCUCAAAUUGGGAACAUUCUACAGCGGUGUGACCAGUGAGGAACGUCUGGAGGUUAUUGCUGCGAUGGCGCGCGAGUUCCGGGGCACCGGACAUUGGUAUUACUGCCAGAACGGCCAUCCUUUCACCAUUGGCGAGUGUGGGGGAGCGGUGCAAUUGGCAAUAUGUCCGGAGUGUGGCGCGCGUGUUGGAGGUCAAGGCCACCGAACCGUGGACGGGGUGACUCGGGCGGAUGAUUGGGAGCAGGAAUUGGGACAGUUGAGGAUUUGA